Fundulus heteroclitus (mummichog) is the source of this 810-nucleotide messenger RNA. RefSeq names its product inosine triphosphatase (nucleoside triphosphate pyrophosphatase) (gene itpa). Gene Ontology annotation, biological process: nucleoside triphosphate catabolic process. The transcript has 8 exons. Bases 55 to 669 code for a protein of 204 amino acids. The record is from RefSeq and is a predicted model, not a curated record. Gene Ontology annotation, cellular component: cytoplasm. Lineage: Eukaryota; Metazoa; Chordata; Actinopteri; Cyprinodontiformes; Fundulidae. Gene Ontology annotation, molecular function: nucleoside triphosphate diphosphatase activity.
CGGUCCGAGUUUUUUUUAGUUCCCCCUUCUCUCCCGGCGGCGGUGUGUAGGAUCAUGGCUGUCCCAACAGGAAGAUCUGUGGUCUUUGUAACUGGAAACGCAAAGAAGCUCGAAGAAGUCAUCCAGAUACUCGGAGACAAGUUUCCCUACAAACUAGUGUCGAAGAAGAUUGAUCUCCCUGAGUACCAAGGGGAGCCAGAUGAAAUUUCUAUACAAAAGUGUAAGGAGGCUGCACGACAGAUUGAUGGGCCAGUCAUAGUGGAGGACACCUGCCUGUGUUUCAGGGCGCUGGGAGGACUGCCUGGGCCUUACAUCAAAUGGUUUCUCGAUAAACUAAAACCAGAAGGCUUAUACAAGCUCCUAGCUGGCUUUGAGGAUAAAUCUGCAUGGGCCCUCUGCACCUUUGCAUUCAGUGCUGGUAGAGAUGAACCCGUGCAGCUCUUCAGAGGGAAAACUGAGGGGCAAAUUGUGGAGCCCAGAGGGCCUCGAGACUUUGGAUGGGAUCCUUGUUUCCAGCCAGAUGGAUACGACAAAACCUACGCUGAACUCCCCAAAGACAUAAAGAAUUCAAUCUCUCACCGCUAUCGGGCGCUCGCUGCCAUGUCUGAGCACUUCUCACAAAUCAACAGUACCUCACCACAGAGCAAGAAGAAGAAGCAGGAGGAUUAGAGGAUCCUUAUUUACACAAAAAUGAACCAGCUUGGGUCAAAAGUUCCCUCUGUAACACCAGUCCUGUAAACCCAAAGUGAGCAGGUUUUGGGUUAUAUCUGUUUCUCCCUUUAUCUUAAUAAACACAUUUUAUUUUCAAAA